Giardia duodenalis is the source of this 5211-nucleotide messenger RNA. RefSeq lists its product as uncharacterized. The transcript has a single exon. The coding region runs from base 1 to 5211 and encodes 1736 amino acids. The record is from RefSeq and is a predicted model, not a curated record. NCBI's taxonomy places the organism in Eukaryota, Fornicata, Diplomonadida, Hexamitidae.
AUGAAGGCAGAAGCAAGCCCUUUUCAGUUGGAGACUCUUAUCAGUAGCAGCAUGCUCAACGCAUGCGUUGUCACUUCUCCUGGGGACAUUUAUACAGUAGAGUCUGGAAGCGUUCUAAAGCGGUACACCUUUUCGAGCACCCGCAAGGUAACGAGUGUAGGUUCACUCUCUUUCAAGACACAAAUACACAGUUUUGUGGUCUAUCCUGAGGUCAAUCUCAUACUGGCACAUGUGGACCGAGCCGUCCAUGCCGUCAAUACCGAGACAAUGGCAUCCCAUGAGCUUACGUCUCUUCCGAAUGUUAUUGCUCUGGUACCUCACUGCUGUGGAUAUGAGCCGGUCUAUAUUCGCUUUCCCGAUGUGACUCACACGGAGAUCAUAGAUCUAUCCCAGAGGUCUAUCUAUUAUGCCCCCAUUUCAACCAAUCCAGCUCUCAUGCAGCGCGCACUAUCAGCAUCUAAGCGACCAUGCCUCAACACAUUACGCCAUGGGCUUUUUGAUUUCAUUGUGAUUCAGGAAGGGGGAGGCCUGGGCUCUGGCACAAGCAUGUCUGUGGUGCUCUGUACAAGUAAAGAGCCUGUUGCUGCCUUCCCCCUACCUGUGUCAUCUCUUCAGUACCAAACCAGUACCGUCUCCUUCAUAGAUAACAAGGUAGCUUCUGCCAGAAAGAAUAUCAACCCUCUUGAGUUCUCUUACGAGCCAGCUACAGAGAAUCUAUCUCGGUUCAACAUAAUGUUGCUGGACAUAGGGCAGACCCUCAAUUCGUAUGCCUGGGUUGGAGAAUAUCUCUUCUUUGCCCAGCGAAACAUGCUUGCUAACAAACUUCAGGUUAUGAGCAUGGACAUCAGAAAACUAAUAUACCUCACGACUUUUACUAGUAUGCUACAUGAUGCGUCCCUUUCAACCCCCACCUCCUUAGACAGGAUUGGGGUUCUCAAAGACCAAAAUUUGAAGUACCUUGGUGAACUAGUACUGAAUGUCGUUGCGGAAACCCCUCUCACGGAUGUGAUGACUUCUGACUAUGCUCUGUUUGCUCUUGAGAAACCCACGUACGUUGACUCUGCGCUCAAGAACCAGCUUCUCCACGAAAUCUAUUUGAGGUUGUGUGCCGGAGAGAAGAUGGACCGGAAUUUCUGUAACCGAUACGACGCUGGGACAGUCAUGUAUAGCUAUGGGUGGGCAGACAACGGCCACGCUUCUCAUGAGGCGCUGCGUGCAGACGCAACUGAGAAAGGAACCCCAAUUGAGAAAAUAGUCAGACGGAUGAAUCUAUCUUUUCUUGAUGACCGCGACACACACAAUAGAAUACUAAAGGGGAUUCCUUCCGAGCGCUCGUUAAAGGAUUCUUCUGUUGAUGCUGUCGGGGGAUCUCUACGCAUGGCUAAUGGCAAGGAUAGCUACGGCGGUAGCACCACCAUUAAGGCCAUAUCUCAGUACCCCAGACUGUGUUUCAAUCUACUUCGAGACGCCAAUAAUCUCAAGAAGGAUAGCUCCGUCUUCACAGGCAAUAUUGUUGACUUGGAGUGGAAGGGAAAGCCCCCUGAGAAUAGUAAUGUCAUCACUUCAAAGGGUCCCGAGCUAUUUGUCUGUGUGCAGGCCCUCUCUAAAGCUGCAAAGUAUGGAUUGCUACGAUGCCCUGCACGUCUGCUGGAGUCUGAUCUCAGGUAUUUGUCUACUUCCAUGGCUGAGGCCGUCAGAAAGGCUCUUCAAUUUUCUGGGAAAGAAGCAAAUAACCAUGAGCACGAAUCGCAGCCAGAAGCAGUGGAUGAACUGGAUCAUGAGCUCUCAAUCCAUGUACAAAAAACCAAAAAUUGCGGAGCGUACAUCCCACUACCUUAUAUUUUGAGAGUAAGAUUAGGAGAGAAGAACAGGCCAUACACGUACAUCGAUACAGAUAAGUGUGCGGAGGAGCCUAAUCCAUCCAUCUGGAAUUACUAUAAUAUGCUGUAUGGCAAGGACCCCAGCACAUCUAUUAUUGCUACAGACAAGCUCUACAGACUUGCUAUAGGGCUGCAUGACCUUCUUCCUGAAUCUACGAAGAGCCUUGUGCUACAACAGAUAAUAUCGUCGGAGGAACCGUUGAAGAACUAUGUCGAGGAGACAACUGAGUCUGUUUCUGUGCUGCAAUUAAAGCAGCCACCUGUUCCGGAUCGCAAAUAUAUGGUCAAAGGGAUAGUGCCAGCGUUUAUCACCGGGAACUCCCACAUAUUCGGUCUUACAAACAUGUUCAUGGGCAAGCCCAACUGCCUUCCAUGUGACACAAAUAUCUUUUACGUCCACACAAACAUGUCACUAAUUGCAAUAAAGCGCACCUCUUUAUAUCGCCAGAUUCGUGCUAGCCUUCUAGAUGUGGACAAGAACACACACGCAAAAGAUAGCCUUCCUAAGCUACUGAAGUACGUGGAGGGGAAACUGGAGAAAACACUGGUAGACAGGUUUGACAUGUCAUCUCGGGACUGGUGUCUUUGCUGGAUCCUGACAGGGUCUCUACGGCUGCUCCAGAAGAACUUCUGGGGCGCUACUUUAGCAUUCAUGAACGCAAGGAUGGUGAACCCACUUCAAAUAGUUGGGAUUCUCUUGCAUGGUAUCUCUUUAGAAUGUAUAUCACUGCUGAAGAACACACCAGCAAGAAGGCACCAGCCAAGCCAAUCGUGCAUGGACGGUGUCAAUUUUGGCUGCUAUUCUCAGCGCGUAAGGCAGGUUCUAUCUAAUGAGCAGUAUACACAAACCGCUGAUGGAGAUGGGAGAGUGCGGUAUGGCAGAGACCAGAGUUUGUUUUAUAUAAAUAACCUCAUGGACGAUAUGUGCAAGGUGAUGAAUGCCCUGGGAGUUUCCAGUGAGCAAGACUAUAUAGAUCUACCGCCAGAACUGGAGAUAACGAAUCUUAGUGAGCGCUUCAACUUGCCGUGCAGUCCUGCCAAUGAUGAAGAUACUGUAAGCCGCCUAGAUGCAUGCCUUCUUUAUCUAAAGCUUAUUUUGGAUCCGCAUGAUUCCUGGAAUCUUAUAUUGCACGGGGUACUCAGCAAAGUGGAGGCGCAACACGAGACAACCAAGGACGCACUUGUUGGGAAAGUUAGCAUGUUCCGUCCUCAUUUAAAGGAACAAUCUAUUGACGAAACUAAAAGGCAGGUGCCAGAUGCGUCGAAAACCAUAGUUGAGACGUAUCGUAUCUCCAAGCCAACAGCAAUAGAUCAUCACAACAUUUUCCCCUUACGAGCACUAUUCAUAAUGCUGCUAUCUCGUGAGACCUAUCAUAUAUCGCGCCCCCAACAGAGGCUCUUCCUACUCACGCAGCCAACGAACUCCACCGGAAACCAAGCCUGUUUUCUUUCUUCAGCGCAAUAUAGCAAUAUAUUCUUGUCUACAAUAGGACUUCUGGUGCUGGGUCGCUUUUACGACUUGGCAUAUGUAUCGUUAGAGACAUACAUUGGGUGGAUGAGCUUCAAGACUAGUGGGAAUAAAACUAUUCUUGGUCGUGACUGGUCUGCCUGGACGAAUGUGGGGACGGGAGAGAACAAGAAAACUGCACCUGGAUCAUUUAAGGCCGUCAGUUCUGUCGCGCUUGAUCAGAUAUAUCCGGGCCUUGCCACAGACGCAUCAAUUGAGCUUCUUGUCGACACAUACAAAUCCACACUAUUUGAGGCAUCGGACUUCUCCAUUAUCAAUGAGUAUACAAAAACACUGCUUGCUGUACUUGCCAUCUCCUACAUGCACGUGAGCAGACACUCCAUGUCUCUGUUAUACAAAACGAUUCUGUUUUUCGUCUUGGCUCUUAAGAAUACGUCUGUCACCAGCUUUUUAUGUGGAAUUCUUGCGAACCUAUCAGUUGGCCACCCGGAUUAUUGCUCGCGUAUACUUAAGCUUGCUGAGAAGACCUCUGGGGAUGACCUCUUUAAUGCGCUGUUAAAUCUCCAAAUAAACAGUGCAAAAUCUGCAUUAUCUUUUAGGCAGCCAGAAAAAGAGGUCAUCGAGAGGUUUGUGUCCACUGUUUCUGUGGCCACUCUCCAAAAGUAUCUGUCUAAGACGGAGACCAAAAGGACAGCACCCUAUGUUAAUGUUCUUCUGCAAAUAGUUGUCUGCGGAGCGCAAUAUGCUAUGCUAACGAAGAACAGUGUUCCUUCAACAACGUCAGCCACCAUUGAAACGUAUCUAUCAUCUGACGCUAUAACAUUUUUGUUACAACAUGUUGGAAUGUUUCAGUUGCGCUCAUCGUCUGAGUCUAACGAUGUAGAGGUAAUGCAGAUCAUCACAAAAAAGCUCAAGCAGUUGAGUGGUCUAAAUCCAGCGUUUGAUGGUUCCUACCUGCUGGCUUGUAUUAAGUUGCAGGAAACCGCGUCUGCCAUCAAUACACUCUAUGAAAAAGCAUUUCCAGGCGUCAGUGCCGCCCUUUAUCCUUUUCUGGAGGCCGAUGUGGCAGAAGGCAGCCGCAAGACAGCGCAAGACUCUUCUACUUUAGCUAAGCAGUCUGGAGCCCCAACAUCCAGUUAUCCCGUUCUUAAUCGAUCGGCAUUUAACAACCUUAUUCUUUGGUGCAUUACCGCGUCACGUGCACCCUGUAUGGCUACUGGAAUCAUGCAGGAUCCAGCAUAUAUAAAUGGCACGACUAAGUUCGACGAGCUCUGGAAUAGCGACAAGGUACAAACAAAUCUAGAGAUGGUGACAAGAGAGGAUUGCAUAGCAUUCUUGAUGAGCCGAUCUGAGAUAACCAAAGAAAAGGGUAGUCUCCCAGGGGACCCAUCUCGCUCCCCCGCCGCAUUGCUGUAUGAGGUCCUACGGAGGUUAGAUAUCUGCCACUCCAAUAACCUUAUCAGUAAGGCUGACUUUAGCUAUUGCCUCAUGGCACUCCUCAAUGACAAUAGAACGGGAGGCUGCGGGUCUCGUCCAUAUAUAGCCAAAUAUUUGUACAGGGAUAUUCUUAAUAUGAUACCCCAUGAUUAUCCGCUCAGCUUUAUACUGCCCUUCAUCACGAAUUCUAUAGGACACCGCGUAGUUGAGCAGACAGAGGUUGGGAUGGGAUCUAUGAGUGUUCGUAUGAAAUUAUCACAAAAAGAGAGUGAGCUAGACAAAUAUAGACAGGCCCGUGUAGAUAUUUCCAGCUUUACCAAGUGUCAUAAAUGCAAGGGCCUGAUUGACCCUGGAAACGCAACGAAAUUGGCCAUCAAAUAUGUUGAUGGGGGUCUCCAAUGCUUUCACGUAGAAUGCGCCAACUAG